Messenger RNA from Beauveria bassiana ARSEF 2860, 2463 nucleotides. RefSeq names its product G-patch domain-containing protein. The record is from RefSeq and is a predicted model, not a curated record. Gene Ontology annotation, biological process: mRNA splicing, via spliceosome. NCBI's taxonomy places the organism in Eukaryota, Fungi, Ascomycota, Sordariomycetes, Hypocreales, Cordycipitaceae. The transcript is spliced from 5 exons. The coding region runs from base 1 to 2463 and encodes 820 amino acids. Gene Ontology annotation, molecular function: RNA binding. Gene Ontology annotation, cellular component: nucleus.
AUGAGCGACGCCUACGACACACGAUACGCUGGCCCCGGUCGGCCGCGCUCCAUAGAGGACCGGGAUACAGAUCGAGCAUCCGACCGGCACAACAAAGACAGACGAGACGAUUACUCGCGACCGCGGCAGGUAUCAGGCGCACAGCUAUUUCGGGCAUUCUGGGCUAACUUCCCUACGGGACGGCAAGAUUCUUCCAGAUCUCCUCCCAGACAAGAUUUGCACAGGAAACCUGGUUGGCAGCAGAGAGAUAUGCAGCACGAUACACAGUAUAAGGAAUACCAGCGCCACAACGGCCGCCAUGGCAACGAAACUGGCCGUCAUGACCGCGAUCGCAGGGAGCGGGAAUAUGCGCAGCACGACUAUGAAAACAUGUACGAUGACGGACCACGCGACGAUACUCGCUCCAGUCUCUACGACGAUGAGAGAGGUGCCACAAACUGCGGCAAAUCAGACUUGACAGACGAGUCGCGGCAUCGCUCGCAUUCCGGGGCAAGGUAUCGAAGCCGCUCGCGGAGUCCUGGUCGCGACGCGGGCCGGCCUUCGGAUACUGUGAUUUUAGAGGGGCUUCCACGCAGCAUCACACAAAACGAGCUUCGCGAGAGCCUCUUGAACAAUUCAAUCGCUUCAGAGAGUCCCACAUUUGACAUCCGCAUACCUUCGGCCAAAGGCCAUCGGCGUGCCUUUAUUCAGUUUGAUCAUAUCGAUCGUGCCGUCGACUUUGUUCAGGAGCACUACCCAAAGAUUUUGAUUACUCUAAGACACUCGACUGAUGAGGUACCAGAUGGUCAGUUUGAUGCAUACUUGCACUAUGCGCGAUCCAGAGAUGAUGCCGAGUCACGAGCUCCUAAUGCAGACUGGAUAUGCCCUCAGUGCGAGGCUUCAAACUUUUCCACUAGAAGCGUCUGUCGAGGCUGUGGAUGCUACCCUUCUGGUGUCCACUGGGAACAAAGCCUCACCGGCGCCGCGGAUGCCGCAGACUCUCCGUCUCAGAUUCUUGUCGUAUUUCCCCUUCCGUCAUUCGUCGACGAGGAAAUGCUCGCUCGGGAAUGUAAGCGACUGGAGCUUGAAAAAGCAGACCCCAUCAAAACAAGUGGCGAUGCUCCCAAGCUCAAAUCAACUGCUCCCACCAGCACAGGGCAAGGCUACGGCGCUUCGCAGGGCUCACUGCAUAGAGUCUUUCUCAUGCGCGACUCACAAACAAACGAAACCUUUAAAUAUGGAUUUGCUGAAUUUUGGACUGUUGAAGACGCCGCUGCGGCCGUCAAGAAAGUCACCAUGGCUCGAAACUUUAGUAUAGGCGGCUGUGCGGUGAACGUCUCCACGAUCCAUCUGGGUGUCUUCUUGCAAGAUGAUACAGAACCGACUCCUGCGACAGAAAACAUGACAUUCCACCCGCUCUUCAAUCCAUCAAUACGGGUGCGGUACAGAGAUGAACAUGUUUACCCGAGUCAGCUGAUGGUAGCGCCUGAGCCUCCGGCCAGCAUCCAAGAAAAGACGGCCGCUGAAGAUCAAGAGGAGGCGAAACGGGCAAAGAAGCGCAAGGCAGACGGCAAUCUCGGCAAUGCUGCGAAAAAGCCUCUCGCCAUGGCUGGGAAAAUGGCCAUGUGGCAGCGCAAGCAUGAUGAACUUCGUGGCCAGGACACGUCUCAAGAGGGCUCAGCUGCGGAUCCGGACGGUUCCAGGUCUCAACCGGCGAAGCUCUCAUCGGCCAACGCAACCAUCAAAAUAUCGCUUUCCUCCGCUUCCAAGCUAAUUGGUCAGUCCGAUUCACAGCCUGCUGAUGUCGAGACAGAUGCCGCGGCGCGUUUGCCAAAUAAGCCAGAUGAGGAUACAGAAGCGGCCCCAGAGUCUUACAUGGAUCGAGACCGGCUGAUGUGUCUUAUCUGUAUGCGCAAAUACAAGUCUACUGACGAAGUCAACAUCCAUGAGCGGUCACGAAAUCACAAGACGGCCAUGGAAGACCCAGAGCGAGUCAAGGCCGCCCUGCCCCGUCUCGCUAUCCGCGAUAAGCGGCUACAAAAACAGGGCAAGCCUACCGCCGCAUUAGACUCAGGUAGCGCAGGCGACGACUCGGCCGGUGCAGAUAGCCAGUAUCGUGACCGUGCCAAAGAACGACGCGAGGCGCACAGGCAACCAAAGAAGCCCGCACCUCAGACUAAGCCAGCAAAAGCGAAGAACGCUGCUUCUACCCCUGCUGUCAGUGCGGGUCCUGCAGCAUCCAAGGGUGCCAAUUUGCUGGCAAAAAUGGGCUGGACCGCUGGCGCAGGGCUCGGUGCCAAUGGCGAGGGCCGGACCGAGGUCAUUGAAACGAAUGCAUACCAAGAAGGUGUUGGUCUCGGUGCCGAAGGAAGUAACUUGGGUGACGCAGCUGAACGUGCAGGCCGGCAGACGCGAGGAGGAUAUGCCGAGUAUGUUCACUCUGUACAAGACAGAGCGCGGGAGCGGUAUAAUAAGCUUGAGUGA